AUGCUGAAAAGUUACGGCAGGAAAACUGUGCUCUCCAUUGCGGGAGCGACUGUCACCUGUCUUGUGGUGCUCUUGGUAAUUGCACAGCACCAACGAGUUGAAGUGGACGGGAUGCAGAAUGAGAGAGAGAUAGGACUGCGUUCCCUUCAAAGUCUAAGAGAGCAGGGGACAGACUAUGUGGCUGGCCAAGAUACGACAGUGAGUCGGUCACCGGGAAACGGCGAAUCGGAGAUUAAAAAGGGAUUCUCGGCGUACUUUUCCAAACUGACACGGGGUAGGAGAGAAGCGGAGAAACCCACACUGUCUGUGAGCGCGGCGACAAAUGCAGCACCAGUCGAGGACAUCACCGCCGAUGACAUCUUCAUUGCGGUCAAGACCACCAAGAAGUUCCACAAGUCCAGGCUAGAUCUUCUGCUUGACACUUGGAUUUCAAGAAACAUGAAACAGACGUACAUCUUCACAGAUGGGGAAGAUGAAGAGCUGAAGAAGAAAAUUGGCAGUCACGCCAUCAACACCAACUGCUCCGCCGCUCACAGCCGCCAGGCUCUCUCCUGCAAAAUGGCUGUGGAGUACGACAAGUUCAUCGAGUCAGGCAAAAAGUGGUUUUGCCAUGUAGAUGAUGAUAACUAUGUAAACGUGAGGAGUUUGGUGAAGCUUCUGUCAAACUAUCCUCACACCCAGGACAUGUACAUCGGAAAACCCAGUUUGGAUCGGCCCAUCGAAGCCACCGAGAGACUCGGAGACAACAAGAUGAGACCCGUCAAUUUCUGGUUCGCUACUGGAGGAGCAGGCUUCUGUGUGAGUCGAGGCCUUGCCCUGAAGAUGAGUCCAUGGGCAAGUGGCGGCCAUUUCAUGAACACUGCGGAAAAGAUCCGUCUCCCAGAUGACUGCACCAUCGGUUACAUCAUCGAGUCGGUUCUGGGUGUGCCUUUAACCCGCAGCAACCUAUUUCACUCUCAUCUGGAGAAUCUGCAACAGGUGUCCAGAGCAGAGCUUCACAAACAGGUUACGCUAAGUUACGGAAUGUUCGAGAACAAGAGGAAUAUCAUCAGCAUGAAAGGGGCUUUUCCCAUUGAGGAGGACCCUUCCAGGUUUAAGUCAGUGCACUGUUUGUUUUACCCAGACACUCCGUGGUGUCCUCCUCAGGUUGCUUAUUAAAAGUGACCGGCUCCUCUGUUGGUAUCCUCGUCCCUCACUGCCUCGGUAUCUGUAAGGCAGGUGGGACCAGUGUGGUAUUUGGGCUGUGUGGACGCUGUAUUUUUGAUGCAGGGGCACACGGCUUCUUGUGGUUAUUCUGGACUGCUGUGCGGUCUGCUUUUGGACGUUUCCUUCCUGGCUGGUGCUUCAGUUUCCUCCCUUGGCCAAAGGGCAGUGGAGCAGAGAGCCCCAGCAGAAAGGAGUUUUUCAGCAUCAGUCUUC
This is a messenger RNA of Chanos chanos (milkfish), 1419 nucleotides long. It is a transcript of the gene lfng, whose product is annotated as LFNG O-fucosylpeptide 3-beta-N-acetylglucosaminyltransferase. Lineage: Eukaryota; Metazoa; Chordata; Actinopteri; Gonorynchiformes; Chanidae. The record is from RefSeq and is a predicted model, not a curated record. Gene Ontology annotation, cellular component: Golgi membrane. The coding region runs from base 1 to 1158 and encodes 385 amino acids. Gene Ontology annotation, biological process: pattern specification process. Gene Ontology annotation, molecular function: O-fucosylpeptide 3-beta-N-acetylglucosaminyltransferase activity. The transcript is spliced from 8 exons.